Fusarium subglutinans is the source of this 1185-nucleotide messenger RNA. RefSeq names its product alkaline protease (oryzin). NCBI's taxonomy places the organism in Eukaryota, Fungi, Ascomycota, Sordariomycetes, Hypocreales, Nectriaceae. The transcript is spliced from 2 exons. Bases 1 to 1185 code for a protein of 394 amino acids. Gene Ontology annotation, molecular function: serine-type endopeptidase activity. Gene Ontology annotation, biological process: proteolysis. The record is from RefSeq and is a predicted model, not a curated record.
AUGUUAUAUAAGACUGUGGUCUCCCUUGGUCUUGCCACCGUCGCCCUUGCUCUUCCUUCAAACAAGGAUAGCAAGGGCCUCGUGGCCAGCAAAUUCAUCGUCGCGCUCAAGCCAACUGCCAACGUUGACCUUGAUCUGCACGCUCGAUGGGUGUCGGAUGUGCACGGACAAGCUCUUGCCCGUCGUGGCGCCGAGUCUGAUGGAAUUGACACGACAUUUAGUUUCCCUGGUUUCAAAGGCUACUCAGGUUCUUUUGAUGAGGAUACCAUCAAGAUUAUCAAGGCCAACUCCAGUGUCUUACAUGUUGAACCCGAACAGAUAUUUACUAUUGCCUCACCAGUCACACAGCAAUCUCCUCCUUGGGGUCUCUCCGCAAUUUCCAACGCCAAUCCCCCAUCCUCCAAGGCCUUAUACACCUACGAUUCAACAGCUGGGGCAGGGACAUUUGUCUAUGUUCUAGACAGCGGCAUCUACCGCGAGCAUGAGGAAUUUCAAGGCCGCGCUGUGUUCGGUGCAGACACGUCAGGUAUUUCGAGCAAGAAGCAGCACGGCACGCUUGUCGCCGCCAUCGUCAACGGUGCCACAUACGGAGUUGCCAAAAAGGCGACCGUUGUGGAUGUGCAAGUCCUAGGCGAUGAUAGUGGCUCCUCCAGUGGCGUUCUGUCUGGACUUAGCUGGACAGUCAAUGACGUUGUGUCAAAGAACCGAGCUGGCAAGGCUGUGAUCAACAUGAGCUUGUCGGGAGCCAACUCGGUCAUCUUCAAUGAGGCGGUACAGAAAGCUAUUGACGCUGGAAUUCCUGUCGUCGCAGCCGCGGGGAAUGCCAACGAAGAUGCUUCAAAAAGCAGCCCGGCAAAUCAACCUAACGUUAUCACGGUGGCGGCCAGCAACAAAGACUAUCAACGAUGGGCUUCGUCCAACUGGGGGUCAGCGUGUGACGUUUUUGCUCCAGGUGAAGAAAUUACAUCAGCUUGGCCCACAUCUGCUUCAGCAACAUACAUUGCAAGCGGCACGUCAGAGGCCUCUCCGCAUGUUGCAGGCAUCAUUGCCUAUCUCUUCGCACUGGAAGGUUCACGCACCCCGGCUCAGAUUUGGUCGCGACUCAAGGAGCUGGCGAUCAAGGAUAAGAUCACAGAUGUUAAGGGAGUUCCAAACUUAUUGGUAUACAACGGUGUUGGCAAAUGA